Messenger RNA from Penicillium diatomitis, 1353 nucleotides. RefSeq names its product aminotransferase, class III. The transcript has 4 exons. Gene Ontology annotation, molecular function: transaminase activity; pyridoxal phosphate binding. Gene Ontology annotation, cellular component: cytosol. Lineage: Eukaryota; Fungi; Ascomycota; Eurotiomycetes; Eurotiales; Aspergillaceae. The record is from RefSeq and is a predicted model, not a curated record. Bases 1 to 1353 code for a protein of 450 amino acids.
AUGUCCAGUGCUGUUCUCCAUCGAGACACCCACUUCAUUCCCCGGAAAGCUGUCGGGGGCGAAGGAUGCUACAUCUUCCUGGAGGAUGGCACCAAAUUCCUGGACUCUACCGGAGGCGCUGCGGUGUCCUGCCUGGGCCACGGAAAUGAACAUGUCAAGCAAGUCGUCAAGGCACAGAUUGAUCAGAUCUCGUACUGCCACUCAGCCUUCUUCGGUACUCAAGCAACAGAGGAUCUGGCAACCUUUCUCACAGAGUCCACAGGCGGCAAGAUGUCCAAGCUGUUUGUAGUGAGCUCGGGGUCGGAGGCUUUUGAGGCAGCUCUCAAGCUUGCUCGUCAAUAUUUCCUCGAGCUGCCGACUCCACAGCCUGAGCGGACAAGGUUCAUCUCUCGCUUGCCCUCGUAUCACGGCACCACGCUUGGAGCGCUGGGCGCUGGUGGACAUGUGCAACGAAGGCAGCCAUUCGAGCCCCUUUUGGCCCAGAACACAUCUCAUGUCUCACCGUGCUAUCCUUAUCGGGGUAAGAAGGAGGGAGAGUCAGACGCCGACUACGUGGCUCGUCUUGCCGCAGAGCUCGACGCAGAGUUCCAGAGAGUCGGUCCUGAGAAAGUGUGCGCUUUUGUCGCUGAGCCGAUUGUCGGUGCGGCCCUUGGUUGCGUGCCCGCUGUUCCUGGUUAUUUCCCCGCCGUGAAGGCCGUCUGCGAGAAAUAUGGAGCUCUGUUGAUUCUGGAUGAAAUCAUGUGCGGCAUGGGUCGGUGCGGAACCCUUCACGCAUGGGAGCAGGAGGGUAUUGUGCCUGACAUUCAAACCAUUGCCAAAGGUCUUGGUGGGGGCUACGUGCCGGUGUCCGGUAUUUUGAUCAACGAUGCCGUCGUUCAAACCAUGGACAAAGGUACCGGUCAGUUUCGACAUGGGCAAACCUAUCAGGGCCAUCCAGUCUCUUGCGCGGCAGCAUUAGCGGUUCAGCAGACUAUCAAGCAACAAGCGCUUCUGGACAAUGUCCGUGACAUGGGCCAUUACCUUGAGCAACGUCUUCGUCAGGAGUUCGAGUCUCAUCCACAUGUUGGCGAUAUACGUGGAAAAGGCCUGUUCUGGGGCUUGGAAUUCGUGCAAGACAAAACCACCAAAGAGCCAUUCGACCCCAAACAUCGUUUAGCAUUCCACAUUCAGGAGACUGGACUGAAGAAAGAGUACGCCGUCUCAUUCUACGGGUCUUCCGGCACAGUUGAUGGCAUUCGUGGUGAUCAUGUGAUAAUAGCACCACCUUACAUUGUGACAAAAGAGGAGAUCGAUGUUGUGGUGGACACGCUGGCUAAGGUUCUUGAAGUCGUGCUUGCUAAUUUUCACGAGUAG